Seminavis robusta is the source of this 1611-nucleotide messenger RNA. The record is from the annotation of a GenBank genome assembly. NCBI's taxonomy places the organism in Eukaryota, Bacillariophyta, Bacillariophyceae, Naviculales, Naviculaceae.
AUGGCAUCUCCCUUGGAUUUCAUUGUCAAUCCAUUACUGUGGACUGAUAUGGUCGAGAAAUAUCGAGCCACCAUUACUUCUGCCCCUAACUUUGCCUAUGCCUUGCUCCUCAAGCGCUUGGAGCAGGCCAACAGGAAAGCGGACUGGAGUUGGGUGAAACGUGUCAUGUUUGGUGGGGAACCCGCCCAAAACAAUGUUGUGGAAGCAGUGGCAAAGACUCUUUUGGUCAAGCCUGAGCAUGUUUACAAUAUCUAUGGCAUGGCUGAAAUGGUUGUGCUUGUAACUGGAGGGCCAGCUAAAGCAGACUCCCAAGGCCUUGUCUGCUGUGGAGAAGUUGACUCCCCAACCCUCAAGCUACGAAUUGUCCAGGAUGGAAAAGAGGUUGAAGAUGGACAAGUUGGAAGUAUCUGGGCCCAGUCACCCCGAGUUGCUGCCGGAUAUUAUGGACAGUCUGAGCUAACCACCGCUACCUUUGCCAAUGCAUUGCCUGGCUAUGACGGCACCUGGCUUGACACUGGUGAUUUGGGAAAGAUCGUGGAUGGGCAGCUGUACAUCACUGGCAGAAUCAAAGAUGUCAUCAUCAUCAAUGGAAAGAACUACUACCCAACUGAUGUAGAGCUCUCUAUUGAUGAAACUUUUGGUGACAUAAUCCGUCCAGGAAGAACCAGUGCUUUUCAGUAUGGAGAUGCGAGUGUUGGUAUCACUGUGGAGGGCCGCAAAGGUUUUGACAAGUCAGAUAAUGAGGAUUUGGCUGUUCAAAUAGCCAACCAUGUAUCCCAAGUGCAUGGACUUUCAGCUUCUGAGGUAGUGGUCCUCAAGUUGGGUGUAACACCCAAGACCACCUCUGGCAAGCUGAAGAGGAGUGAGAUUAGGCAGACUACAAUUGUUGGUGACUGGAAGGAAUCUUCAAUGCUCUUACAGUUCAAGCGACAAGGAAACUCUGUUCCAAUUAUUGGUGUUUUCGAUACCGGCCUUGCCAAAGCAACUUUUGGUGGCUUCCCAGGAAGCACUGAUGAAGCUCAGUCAACAAACGCGGAUCCCAAUGUAGAUUGUGCUGUUGCGGCAUCUGGACCUAUUACAAACCCAGGUGACUUCUCCACAGUGUAUGCUGAUACACUCAUAUCUGUCUUGGGGGGUCAUAUUGACACAUCCAAGACUUGGACAGAAAAUGGACUCACCUCCCUUGUGAGUGCUGAGCUCAGGAACCAGGUCGAGGAAAAGCUGCAUGUGGUGCUCCCAGUCAACUUUGAACAGCUCUACCCAACACUAAAUGCUCUAUCGUUGUUCUUGUCAGCAUCUAAGAGCAUGAGUUUUCCCAUCAAAGAAGCUUGUAUUCAUUCCAAUCUGUGGAACUUGCCAAGAUCUAGGCUGAGCAAGCCACAGCUUGGAAUACUGCAAACCCUGGGAUCAGUGAUGAUUCUCCUACUGUUUCUCAGUUCCAUUCUUCCUUCCUACUUCCUUGGCUCCUGGGUAAUGGACCACUGUGGAUCAGCCAAAGUUGGGGAGUGCAACAGCCCUGUUGUUUGGCUUCUCUUGCCCCUUUCCUUCCCUCUGUACCUGAUCUCUUUUUCCAUCAUUGUGGUUUUCUGCGAUGAGAUUCAGUCAGGGUAG